Molecule: messenger RNA, 1485 nt
Organism: Carassius carassius (crucian carp)
Lineage: Eukaryota; Metazoa; Chordata; Actinopteri; Cypriniformes; Cyprinidae
Product: E3 SUMO-protein ligase ZBED1-like
Exons: 2
Coding region: 1-1485 (494 amino acids)
Molecular function (GO): protein dimerization activity
Source: RefSeq, a predicted model, not a curated record
AUGGUGCCCAUUCAAACCAUAGAGAGAGAUGGCUUCAGACAUGUGGUUCACACUCUGGACUCAAGAUAUGAGCUGCCUGGUCGGAAAUUUUUUAGCCAUAAGUGUCUGCCAGAGCUGUACACGGAGGUACGGGACAGAGUCAUGAACGAAAUCCGCCACCUUGAAGCCUACUCGGCCACUACUGAUUUAUGGUCCAGCCGAACUACUGAGCCAUACAUUAGCCUCACCAUCCACUUCAUUGACGAUGACUGGAAGUUGCGCAGCAGAUGCCUACAGACCGCCUUCUUCCCCGAAGACCACACCGGAGCAAUAAUUGCGUUAGGACUGAAGGAUGCACUUUCCGCCUGGGGCUUGGAUGAAGCGCGUUUGGUGUGCAUGACGACUGACAGCGGUGCAAACAUGGUGCGCGCUCUGGAAAUCAAUAAAUGGACGAGACUCGCAUGUUUUGGACACAGACUGCACAACGCUAUUGAGAGGAGUGUCCAACAUGAUGCUCGAGUUGCACGGGCCACAGGUAUGUGCAAAAAAGUGGUCAGCACAUUCUCCUACAGCUGGAAAAAGAAGAAUGCCCUGACCAGUGCACAGAGAGAGCUGAACCUGCCCCCCCACAAGCUGAUCACAGAAUCCCCAACAAGGUGGGGGUCCCGUGUCAAAAUGAUGGAAAGGGUGUUGGAGCAGGAGAAGGCCAUCACUCAAGUCCUGGCGGCAGACCAAAAGUCACGCCACCUUCUACCCACCUGGCAAGACAUUGAUGUGUUGGAGGCCAUAACCAAAGCACUGAAGCCUCUGCAAGAUUUUACAGAUGCCCUUUCAGGAGAGGAGUAUGUUAGUGUCUCCUAUGUUAAGCCAGUCCUCCAUCUACUCAAUACAAACAUUUUGAAGCCAGAAGAAGACAAAGCAGGACUGUGCGAGGACAUCAAGAAGAGGGUCUUGGAUUAUUUGAAUGAAAAAUACAAAGAUCCUGCCACUGAUGAGCUGCUCAACAUGGCAACAUUCCUGGACCCACGGUUCAAGACCACCUACAUGUCACCUGAUAAGUUGGAGGAAGUGAGGAGCAGAGUAGCUACAGAAACCAAAGCACUGGAAGAGAAGACAGCCACAGAUGCCUCUUCCACAGAGGACCAAAGCGAGAGGGAAACUAGCACUGUACAACUGAAAAAGCCCAAACACAGCCUGGGCAGUUUCUUCUCAAAGUGUAGCAGUGCACCACCAAAGCAGCAGGGCUUUGACAUGGAGCUAGAUGGCUACCUGCUGAUGGUGACGGCUGACAGUGACUCUGAUCCACUGGAGUGGUGGCGUCUCCAAUGUUCCCACUUCCCGCGCAUUAGCCGUCUGGCAAAAAAAUACUUAUGCAUCCCAGCCACAAGCUCACCCUCCGAGCGUGCAUUCAGCACAGGGGGCAAUAUUGUAACAAGCUCCAGGGCAUCACUGAAGCCAGAAAAUGUUGACAGGUUGGUGUUCCUGGCAAAGAACUUGAAUGUCUAG